AUCUAGCAUUCCUGCGUGCCACUCUUGACUGGUUAUCACUGACAACACAUUGAAGAGGACUCCUAACUUUGGACUUUUGGACAGGGACAGCAAUAGUUGUGCUUUUGUCGUGCUCCAAAUCAAUUUGGGCUUAAUAACAAUAUAAAUAAUACUAUUGGAGAAGAUGGAUUCUUUUUUAUCAGAAUUGAUGCGGAUAUUAUUCCUCUCCAUGCUGACCUUCUUCACCAGCAAUGCAGCCUGCCCGAGCCCUUGCAAGUGUCUUUCCAUCGGCGAAGUCACGUGCAGGGGUGUUACCAUUACGGAUACACCAACACAGCUGCCCAUUCAUACCUACACACUGAAUUUGGGCGAAACAAACAUGGACGUCAUAAGUGAGCAGAGCCUGGAGAAAAUGAAGCUGAUGACACGUUUCAGUCUAGUCUCGAGUCACCUCCAUACGAUCCAUCCCCGGGCUUUCCGUUUUGUUCCACAGCUCAAGUCUCUCAAGCUGACAAACAACCAUCUUUCAACACUUCAUGCGAGAGUUUUUAGCCCACUUGUCGCUCUGGAGCAACUUUAUUUAGGUAAAAACCGACUGGAAGCAAUUACCGUUGACAUGUUUGAAGAACUUGUUGCUUUGCAAGAGCUAGAUUUGAGUUACAACAGAUUGUCCAGUGUUCCUUCAGAAGCUUUCAGCAAACUGGUAAACCUUGAAAUCUUAAACAUUGGCAAUAAUGACUUAAAAACUCUCUCCCCUACGACCUUUCACUCCUUGAUCAAACUUAACAAGCUCAGUAUUCAUAAAAAUCAAUUGAAGAAGUUAGAACCUGGAUUAUUUGAUGGACUAGUGAACCUUGAGUAUCUCCAAAUUUACGCCAACAAGAUAGCCACUAUUCCUCCGGAGGUAUUCUGGCCACUGAAGAAGUUGAAGAAUCUCACUUUAUCUUCAAACAAACUUCAACGUAUCCCUGAGAGGAGCUUCUACAACAUGCCCAAACUUUUUAAACUGACCAUUUACAAUAAUCCACUUUUGUCACUUCCGGAUGAGUUGAUGGGUCACAUGCCUGAAAUGCCAGAAUUUUACCUAUAUGAAACGAAUCUCAUCACAGUGCCUGGAAAUCUAUUUGCCAACAUGUCUGGGCUGCGGAGACUAAACCUCCAUUUGAACGACAGGCUAAGUGACUUGCCUCCAGAUCUGUUUUGCUGUCUUCCUGAACUUCAGAAGCUCUCGCUGAAAUUGAACAACCUUCAACAACUGCAUCCCAAACACUUUUCCAGAUUAAACAAACUGGAAAUAUUACUCCUCAAUAACAACACCCUCAGGAAUCUACCCCAAAAUAUAUUUCAGGAGCUUGAACAACUCACGACGUUGGAUUUGAAUGGCAACCGACUUAAAAACCUCCCAGAAGAUAUUUUCAAGUCCAAUACAGUUGUAAAAGUCGGCUUGAGUGGCAACCCGUGGGACUGUACCUGCAGCAUCAAAGCUUUGGUCAAAUGGAUAAAACUUAAUAAGCACGCAGUUCUUAAAAGCGACGAUGUCAUGUGUCACAGUCCGGAAUACCAAAUACUCCGUACCCUUGAGUCUUUACGUGAUGAGGAACUGAACAAUUGCAACAUGGGAACGGUCACUCCAAGUAGCACUCGGACACAGGAAGCAACUCAAGAGUCAUCUUGGACAACUCCGACAGCUACCGAAGCAGCUUCCUCACCCCAACCAAAUGUCAAACCAGAUGAGAUUUCCUCCACCUACGACAUUCAGUCACCAUUUCAUGACAUCAUUGUUGUCGAAGAGGGACAUGACUUUGUCCACCACAACUAUCAUAGUGGUUGGGUAUAUGUGUGGUUUUUGCCUUCAAAAGCAGUCUUGGCAGGCUUCCUCAUGUUUUCUCAUAUCCUUCUUGUGGCCACAGGCGUGUUUCUCAUCCUUGCUAACAUGUAUGCUAUGCAUCUUCUUUGCAAGAGGGCAAACGAGAUAAAGGAACAAUUUGCACGCAUUUAAGGGGUCAUACGUAAUAGUAGCUUUAAAAAAUAUUGAGAAAAAAUUUCAUUCAUUCAAUAUGCUUUAUUCACAUCUUGUUCUUUUACUAUACUGCAGCUUAAAAUUAUAGCCAGCAAUGCAUAUGUACUUUUUUUUCCGCCAUAUUUGUAAAGCCUCACAUUUGUAUUACGAAAUAAGACCAAUUUUAGGGGGGAUACUCAAUGGUCUUUCCAAUAUAUAUAUUUUUUGUCCUGUCUGUAACGUUUACAUUGCAGAAAAUAGAUGUGCAAAUAAAGUCAGUUGUGUAUGUUCA
This is a messenger RNA of Syngnathus acus (greater pipefish), 2270 nucleotides long. RefSeq names its product platelet glycoprotein V. NCBI's taxonomy places the organism in Eukaryota, Metazoa, Chordata, Actinopteri, Syngnathiformes, Syngnathidae. The coding region runs from base 164 to 1978 and encodes 604 amino acids. The record is from RefSeq and is a predicted model, not a curated record. The transcript is spliced from 3 exons. Gene Ontology annotation, molecular function: protein binding. Gene Ontology annotation, cellular component: extracellular matrix.